Camellia sinensis is the source of this 698-nucleotide messenger RNA. NCBI's taxonomy places the organism in Eukaryota, Viridiplantae, Streptophyta, Magnoliopsida, Ericales, Theaceae. The record is from RefSeq and is a predicted model, not a curated record.
UGUGGUAUCUAUAAGAUCCAUGUAAUACUUAUGUUAAUUUCUUUUUUGAUUUACCAGGUCAUUAUAGCAAGUUUCAAGCAGAUAGCAAAUAUCCAAAAGAUUAGCAAAUAGGUACUCGACCUAGUUUGUUGCAGAAUAUAUCUUAUGCAUCAGCAAAGAAGUUAGGAUUCAGCAUGCUGAUUUCUGGAAGCCCCAGAUCUGGCCAGAGGUAUCUUGCUUCUUGCCUUCUCCACUGCUUUGUUGGAAACGUGGAAAUCCAAAAGGUUGAUUUGGCUACAAUUUCACAAGAGGGACACGGAGAUGUAACUCAAGGAGUAACUCGAAUAUUAAGAGGUAAUGAUGCUUCUCACUCAGCUGAAGCUACAGCCCGUAGAGGAUCAAGUAGUUUUGCUCGCCCUGACGUUGAUAUGCAUUCUAGAUCAGGAAUGGCAACUCUCUCUACUAUUGGUGCUGUUGCAUCUGCAAUGGGACUUGCAGUUGAGAAGUCUAGCAAGGUGCCUGACAUCACUACUGCUUUGAUGGAUGCGAAGCUUGGCACGGAAGGGCGCAAGGAUCUUUUUGAUUGGCUAUCAAGGCAACUUAGUGGAUUAAGCUAUUUUCCUGAUGUUGUAAAUCUGAAUUAUGUAUUGUUUCAAUUUGUUAUGCUAGAUGGAUGUGACUUGUGAAUGAAAACUUAGAAUAGUUGUAUUGUGUCGAAU